Mytilus californianus (California mussel) is the source of this 3460-nucleotide messenger RNA. RefSeq lists its product as uncharacterized. The transcript is spliced from 8 exons. Gene Ontology annotation, biological process: ribosomal large subunit biogenesis. Gene Ontology annotation, cellular component: nucleolus. NCBI's taxonomy places the organism in Eukaryota, Metazoa, Mollusca, Bivalvia, Mytilida, Mytilidae. Bases 71 to 1051 code for a protein of 326 amino acids. The record is from RefSeq and is a predicted model, not a curated record.
UUUACAGGAAGCACGUGUUCUAAGCGUUGUUGACAUUGUUUACGUUUAGAAAUGAAAAUCCAUCCUUAAAAUGGGAAAACCUAGAAAAACACACAGACAACCUAGAUUUCAAUAUGACAGAAAUAGAUCAAAAGAAUGGAAAAGUUCAAAGAAAUUGCCUGCAAUCGAAUGUAAACAAAUUAAGAAAGCAUGGAUUGCAAAUAAGUCUGUUGAACAGAAUAUGAGGUUGAUGGGUCUGUCCAGUGACCCAAAUAUCACAUUAAAAGUACCAAGCACCAAGGAAUUGCUUAACAGUGAAAAUAAGAAAACACAAAAGAAAGAGAAGAAAACUAAACAAACAACAGUUAUUAAAGAAUUAGAAGAAGAAGCCAGUAUUCCUCCUGCUAAAACUUUACAGUUGUCAGAACCUUUGGUUAGAUAUUGUGUGUGCAUGUUAGAAACAUAUGGAGAAGAUUAUAAGGCUAUGGCAAAAGACAGGAAAAAUUAUUAUCAAGACACACCAAAACAGAUUAAAAGAAAGAUUUCAUCAUUUAAAAACACACCAGACGUCCUGCAGCAAGUGGACAAUGAAUCAACCCCAGAAAAGGUUGUAGUGGACAUGGCUGCCAGGACACGGAAACCUACCAGAAAAUACAUUGCUAAAAGAAGAAAUGGUCACUACACAUCUCCAGCUGUAGCUGUUAAGGCAACCAAAACAUGUUCUAGUGAAGUACCUUUGCAUAAAGUAAAGAGAAAAUUACACUUUGGAAGAAAGCCACCAAUCCAGAGAGAGAAAGCUAAUAACUUAAAGGAAAAGAAAAAGAGAGAAAGAUCAAAGUUACCAACAAAGAAGCAGACGUUUGGAAAGGCAUCUGUUAAAAACAAAAGAAAGAGAAUUUCUAAGGAAUUAUUGGAUUUAUUGGAUAUGGCAGAUCAUUUUAUCUACUCGGAAAAACUCAGGUCCAAAAAUUUGAAACGUCCUUGUCAUGGAGACCAUGGAAUGUCACAUGGUGCCUAUAAGUUACAUUCCUCUCAUGAGGUCACUAAUCUUAUUCCUGGAAGACAGAACUAAAAGAAAAAGUGCCAAAAAAAAAACAGUUAGAGAAGAAAGAACUAAAAGAAAGAGAGCAAUAAUAAAGAAUUUAAACUAUAAAUGCGAUUGAUAUUGAUUCAUGUCAAAUGCUGUGAAUUUUUAAAGACAUCAUUUUUGUUUAAUAUGAAAAGAUCUAAUAGUCAUUUAGCAUUUAUUCAAAUUGUAAGGAGAUAUGUGAAAAAAGAAAGCACAUGUCAAAUCUAUUUACAUUUUGUAUGCUUAUUACAUGUACCAAUUUGAGAAAGGGAAAUAAUCCAGUUUAUCUCAUUUAUAAUACACAUAAUGGGUUAUCACUACUUUUACACCAUAGAACUUGUAUAACUGCUUUGAAGGAACAUUUUAAGAGUCACUUUUCAUAGUUCUGUAAAAAUAGAUCUGUAUUUGAGGUCAUUAUUGACUUUUUUCUUCUGUAAAUUUUAUCAUUUGUUAAAGUAGAACAGUUCCUAACUUUCGAUAAUUGUUUUUUACUGAAGACUUAUUUGUACUAGCCUUUGCUACCAGUUUUUUUUUUUUUUUAUUUAGUAUAAAAGCAGAGAGCAUUAUUUCCUAAUGAAAAAUAUUGGGCAGGAUACAGACAUUUUUUGUAGAGGGGUUGCAAGAAAUUUAUUUGUUAUUUUAAACAUUUUUUGAUAAAUAUAGAAAAGCAAAUAUAAAUAUAAGAAAAUUCAGAAUACAAAGAAGCUUUGAAAUUUAAAAACAAAGCAUAUUUGUAGAUAGAAGAGAAGCGGUAGGCCAGUACAUUUCUGAGAUAAUAAAGGAGGUGCUAAUGUUAUAGAUAUUUUGUUAUGUAGAUAUACAGAGUUAGUGUUUAGAUCAGACAUUCAUUUUUGUUAUGUAAAUACACAGUUACAGUUUGUAGACCAUAACUAUUAUUGUUUGUUAUGUAGCUAUACAAAGUUAUUGUUUGUACACAAGAAAUGUACAUUUUUGUUGAUUUAGAUCUGAGAUGUAAAUUUUUGACUCGCCUGUCCUAAUGACCUUUUGUCAUCACUUAGCAUCUGUCGUCUGCCCUCUUGUCUUUUGUCCUUGAACAUUUAAAAUAUAUUCCAUCUGUAAAUUCUGACUCAAAAUUUGGGGGAGAGUCUACUAGAAUAGGUACAUAGCUACUUUUGCACAAUUUUUGUAGAGCCUGUAACAUCUUGUCACAUAAGCAUGACCUAGAGGUCCUACAUUACGGCAUUGUCCUAGUCAACAUUAAAAGUUAUUCUGUGAUUUAAGUUUUUUUUAGACAUCAAUUACUUCAAACCUUUAUGGAAUUUUAUAAAACGUGGACAAAAGCUUUUUUAUGAUGAAAAGACUGUAUUCAGAGCAAAUUUUUUUUUUCUCUCAUUUAUUCUGUAUUUUAUUUAUAAAAGGACUAAAUUAUUUUGCAGUUUACUUUAAGAUACAGUUUACAGUUAAAGUUUUUCAAAUAUCAAUAACUUUGUUCAAGCUUCAUCGAGUUAAAUGAAACUUAGAAAGAAUUUUUUUAUGAUCAAAAGACGCUUUCCACAGAUAAAUUUUGAAAUAUAUAUAUUUUCAUUUUUCCAUAUUUUACUGAUGACAGAACUUAGUUUUUUUUUUGCAGUUAACGUUUAGACUCUAAGGUUUAAGAUUUUUUAUACAUCAAUUGUCAAGAAUUUUUUGCAGAGGCUUUUUUUAUAUUUAGAGAUAAUGUCUGAAUCAAAUCAUUCUUCAGUAUUUUCACUGAUUGUGUCACUUACUGAUAUAUAAACAAGUGCCAGGUGAGCAGUAUGGUUUCUCUACACCCUCUAGUUAAUUUUGUUUUGUUAUGUGUUCAUUGUUUUAUAGAAAUAGUAUAUAUUAGUAGUUACCAAGUUUUCAGGUAGGAGAAUGAAGAGAGAUUUGUACGAAUUUUAGUUAGGACUCAUCUUAUUCAUAUUGUCAUUUAUCAGGUAACUUGAAAAUUUAGGCUAUUUUUGAUACUUGUGCCAAAUGUAUGAUGAGUUGUCACAUUAUCUUGAAAGAAUGAAAUGAAAAAUUUUGUUUUGGUUUAGAUGAAGUUUCAUUUGGUUAUUUCAACAUUUUUGUAUUCCUACAUAUUAAAUUUUAUAGUAUUGAAUACAAUUUGUGUAAAGCAGAGAUAUGCACAAUUGAGUAGCGCUUUCAGUGCACCACCUGCAAACUGAUUGAUUUAUCAAUUAUUUCUAAUGAUUAAAGUUUUAUAUUGUUUUUAUUACAGCACAGCAAGUGCGUACUCAGCAAGUUUUUACAGUGUUUUAUAAUAUCUGCUGACUCAGCUAGAGUUGUUAGUUGAUAACAGGUUUUACAUUUGUUUUUAUGAUGUUUUUUACAGCACAAAGAGUGCUUCUUCAGCAAUUUGUUAUGAUUUUUUAAGAUUUUAAGUAUAUUGUACAAAAUGUAAAUAAAUAAAACAUUUGAAAUUUA